UUCAUCAUUGAUUUGGCAGUGUGUGAAUAUUUUCUCAAUCGGAUAUCAUUUGUGUAACAUUGUAGAUUUAAAGAAAAUCUGUUUACAUGUGCAAAUUAUCGGAUUUUGAUAUAUAGUCCUAAUACGCAGGGUUGAAAACAUGUCCUGGAUAUGUUUUCAUGGAUCAUCGGGAUCCGCCAUUCGGAAAUGGCAAUUUGGACUUAUUUUCUCUGUCUUUUUUUCCAUAUAUGUGGAAGGGCAAGUCCGUUAUUCUAUUCCGGAGGAGAUGACAACCGGUUCGUUCGUUGGGAAUAUCGUUCAGGAUUUAGGAAUGGAAGUUAAAAGACUGAAAUCUGGUCGAGCGCGUGUUUUUACCGAGGAUAGCCGUGAGUAUAUCGGUCUGAAUGCGGACAAAGGGACUCUGGUUGUGAAAGAGAGGAUUGACAGAGAGGAGCUGUGUGGCCAAGUGACUCCAUGUUCGUUACAUUUCCAGAUAAUUCUUGAAAAUCCCUUUGAACUUCACCGUAUUGAUGUAGAGAUUUUGGAUAUUAACGACAAUACGCCCGUAUUUCCUAAUAAAGAAAUUCGAAUAGAGAUUAGUGAGGGGUCUCUUGUGGGAGCCAGAUUUCCUCUAGAGAAUGCUAUGGACCCUGAUGUAGGGAUGAAUUCAAUUCAAACAUAUUCCCUUUUACCGAGCGACCACUUCACGCUGAAACAACAUUCACACGCAGAAGGUACUACUUAUUUAGAGAUGGUACUGCAGGCGACGCUCGACAGAGAAACAAAUGAGCAACAUACUUUAAUGUUAACUGCUGUGGAUGGAGGUACUCCUCGGAAGUCAGGCACAGUGAAAAUAUAUAUACAAGUGUUGGAUGCUAACGACAAUGCACCCAUAUUCAACACUGGACUUUACAAAUACUCAUUAUCUGAGGAUUCCCCGAAAGGAACUGUGAUUUUGUCUGUCAGCGCUACCGACGCAGAUAAAGGGACUAAUGGGGAGGUGAUGUAUUCAUUUUCACAUGCUACUGAUGGCACUUCAGAUAUGUUUACCAUUGAUCCCCUUAGUGGAGAAAUAAAACUGAACGGUAGAUUGGAUUUUGAGAAUAAUAAGCAACAUAUACUAAGUGUACAAGCAAUGGAUCGGGGGCGUCUUAAAGAUUCAAGUAAAGUACUAAUCGACGUUUUGGACGUCAAUGAUAACGCCCCUAUUAUAUCAUUAAUGGGUUUUUCCAAUCCUAUACCCGAAGACGCGUCACCAGAUACCGUCAUAGCAAUGCUAAACAUAAAAGAUUUAGACUCGGGUAGAAAUGGCCAGAUCAAAUAUUCAAUAAACCCAGAUUUACCUUUCCGCAUUAAGUCCUCCUCAUCCAACAUCUACAGUUUGGUCACAGAUCAGAUGUUAGACCGUGAAAUUAUGUCUGAAUACAACAUCACCAUAACAGCUACGGAUGAUGGGUCUCCUCAGCGUUCUACUAACAAGACACUGACAUUAAGAAUAUCUGAUGUCAAUGAUAAUGCACCAUUAUUUGAGAAGAAUUCAUACACUGCUUAUUUAAUGGAGAACAACUCUCCGGGUGUAUCCAUAUUUUCACUAACAGCCAGUGAUAAAGACACCGGCAACAACGCACGCAUUUCGUAUUUAAUAGAUGAUUCACAUAAAAAUGGACUUUCAGUAUCAUCAUAUGUCUCUGUAAAUUCAGAAAGCGGUGUGAUCCAUGCAGUACGUGCUUUUGACUUUGAACAAAUCAAACAAUUCCAGUUUUGUAUCAAAGCGCAAGAUGGAGGCUCGCCUCCUCUGAGCAGCAAUGUGACUUUAACUGUUUAUAUUGAAGACCAGAACGACAACGCUCCUCAGGUUCUCUACCCAGUACAGACUGGUGGAUCUCUGGUGGCUGAAAUGGUGCCUCGUUCAGCAGAUGUGGGCUAUCUUGUCACUAAAGUGGUGGCUGUUGAUGUGGACUCUGGACAGAAUGCCUGGCUCUCAUAUAAACUGCAAAAAGCCACAGACAGGGCGCUGUUUGAAGUGGGCUUACAGAAUGGAGAAAUAAGAACUAUUACGUACAAAGUCACUGAUAAAGAUGCUGUGAAACAAAAGCUCACUGUUGUAGUGGAGGACAACGGGCAGCCCUCUCGAUCAGCUACAGUAAAUGUGAAUGUCGCGGUAGCGGACAGCUUCCCUGAAGUCCUCUCAGAAUAUCCUGACUUUACACACGAGAAGGAUUACAAUGAUAACCUGACUUUUUAUUUAAUUCUGGCACUUGCUGUUGUUUCACUGCUUUUUAUUUUUUCGAUUAUUGCAAUCAUUUCAGUUAAAAUCUACCGUUGGAAACAGAAUAAGUUAUUCUAUCAGUCUGCAGCAAAUCUCCCCGUUAUUCCAUAUUACCCUCCCGUCUACCCAGACGGAACUCUGGGAACCCUGCAGCGUGUGUACAACUAUGAGGUGUGUGGAACCACUGACUCUAGGAUGAGUGAUGUGAAGUUCACAAGGCCUGAUAGUCAGAACUCACUGGUGGAUGUGAGUCGGAUGGGGACACUGCAGACAGAAAGGAGAGAGCAGGACGAUGUUGAUGUCCAUGAAGAGAGGUCUGACACCACCCCAUAUCCUUCCCAGAGGUCUGACACCACCCCAUAUCCUUCCCAGAGGUCUGACACCACCCCAUGUCCUGCCCAGAGGUCUGACACCACCCCAUAUCCUUCCCAGAGGUCUGACACCACCCCAUAUCCUUCCCAGAGGUCUGACACCACCACAUGUCCUGCCCAGAGAUCUGACACCACCACAUAUCCUUCCCAGAGGUCUGACACCACCCCAUGUCUUACCCAGAAGUCUGACACCACCAGAUGUCCUGCCCAGAGGUCUGACACCACCCCAUUCCCUGUCCAGAGGCCUGAUACAGCCCCCAUUCCCUGUCCAGAGGCCUGAUACAGCCCCCAUUCCCUGUCCAGAGGCCUGAUACAGCCCCCAUUCCCUGUCCAGAGGCCUGAUACCAGAGGCCUGAUACAACCCCCAUUCCCUGUCCAGAGGCCUGAUACAGACCCUAUUCACUGUCCAGAGGCCUGAUACAGACCCUAUUCACUGUCCAGAGGCCUGAUACAGACCCUAUUCACUGUCCAGAGGCCUGAUACAGACCCUAUUCACUGUCCAGAGGCCUGAUACAGACCCUAUUCACUGUCCAGAGGCCUGACACAGACCCUAUUCACUGUCCAGAGGCCUGAUACAGACCCUAUUCACUGUCCAGAGGCCUGACACAGACCCUAUUCACUGUCCAGAGGCCUGACACCAGCCGUAUGGCCUGACAUGUGUUUACCAAUCAAUACAUAGAAACGUUACAUUACCUGGCAUGCUGGUAUAAAAUGUAAAUGCGAAAGAGACACAAUCAGACAAGGAUCAAAUAUAUAGUUUCUUGCAUUCAUAUACAUUUGAUUUAUAGUUAAUUUGAAUGCAGUUAUUGAAAUGUUAUGACAUUGCUUAAUCCAAUGAACACGAAAUCAUUAUGGAGAGGAAGUCUGAUUUAAUUGAUCAAUCGAAGUAAUAGUUAUAGUCAUUCCAGGAACUCAGUCAGAGACGUACUCAUGCAUUGGUGUGAAACGAGUCUACUGAUUAAUAUACCCGAAUGAAUUAUUUCUAAUCGUAGAUCGCAAUUGUAUAAUAAUUAUUCAAUCAAAGGUAUAAAGCCAUUAAAGGUGGGCAAUCUCAGACAGAGUAACGUAUUGGUAGGCUAUUGAACUAGUCUAUUGGUUAAUUAACGUCAAUGAAAUGUAUGUACAUUCUUCCUCCCUCCUAACUUGCAAUCACGUCAUGACAUUAUUACUUAUUCAAAUUAACACACAUCGAAGUCAUUACGAAAAGGAAGAUUCAUAUGCUGCAAUUGUAUUUGUCUGUUAGUGCAACACGUAAAGCAAAUGGAGGAAGGACAUGUCGUUAUUAAACAUGACACAAAUGUAUGUAGUUGGAGAUUGCACGCCUGCAAUAACUUUACCUUGUAUUGGUUGCAAAUAAACGGAUUAAGGAAUU
This is a messenger RNA of Esox lucius (northern pike), 3991 nucleotides long. Its product is annotated as protocadherin beta-16-like. NCBI's taxonomy places the organism in Eukaryota, Metazoa, Chordata, Actinopteri, Esociformes, Esocidae. The coding region runs from base 140 to 2899 and encodes 919 amino acids. Gene Ontology annotation, biological process: homophilic cell-cell adhesion. Gene Ontology annotation, molecular function: calcium ion binding. The transcript has 2 exons. The record is from RefSeq and is a predicted model, not a curated record. Gene Ontology annotation, cellular component: plasma membrane.